Erinaceus europaeus (western European hedgehog) is the source of this 4230-nucleotide messenger RNA. It is a transcript of the gene KLHL14, whose product is annotated as kelch like family member 14. Lineage: Eukaryota; Metazoa; Chordata; Mammalia; Eulipotyphla; Erinaceidae. Gene Ontology annotation, molecular function: protein binding. Bases 38 to 1924 code for a protein of 628 amino acids. The transcript is spliced from 8 exons. The record is from RefSeq and is a predicted model, not a curated record.
GGAGGGUUUAAAGCCAGGUGCGCAUAGUCAGCUCGCCAUGUCCAGAUCCGGGGACAGGACCUCCACCUUCGACCCCAGCCACAGCGACAACCUGCUGCACGGCCUCAACCUGCUGUGGAGGAAGCAGCUGUUUUGCGACGUGACCCUGACGGCCCAGGGCCAGCAGUUCCACUGCCACAAGGCCGUGCUGGCCUCCUGCUCGCAGUACUUCCGCUCGCUCUUCUCCAGCCACCCCCCUCUCGGGGGAGGGGUCGGCGGCCAGGACGGCCUAGGGGCUCCCAAGGACCAGCAGCAGCCGCCGCAGCCGCAGCAGCCACAGCAGCCACCGCCGCCGCAGCAGGAGGAGCCCGGGACUCCCUCCUCCUCCCCCGACGACAAGCUGCUGACCAGUCCCCGGGCCAUCAACAACCUGGUGCUGCAGGGCUGUUCGUCCAUCGGGCUGCGCCUGGUGCUCGAGUACCUCUACACGGCCAACGUGACCCUCUCUCUGGACACCGUGGAGGAGGUGCUGUCGGUCAGCAAGAUCUUGCACAUCCCUCAGGUCACCAAGCUCUGCGUGCAGUUCCUCAACGACCAGAUCUCAGUGCAGAACUACAAGCAGGUGUGCAAGAUCGCCGCGUUGCACGGCCUGGAGGAGACCAAGAAGCUGGCCAACAAGUACCUAGUGGAGGAUGUACUGCUGCUCAACUUCGAGGAGAUGCGCGCCCUGCUGGACUCGCUGCCGCCCCCCGUGGAGUCGGAGCUGGCCCUCUUCCAGAUGUCCGUGCUGUGGCUGGAGCACGACCGGGAGACCCGCAUGCAAUACGCGCCAGACCUCAUGAAGCGCCUCCGCUUCGCGCUCAUCCCGGCCCCGGAGCUGGUGGAGCGGGUCCAGUCGGUGGAUUUCAUGCGCACCGACCCAGUCUGCCAGAAGCUGCUGCUGGACGCCAUGAACUACCACCUGAUGCCCUUCAGGCAGCACUGCAGGCAGAGCCUGGCCAGCAGAAUUCGCUCUAAUAAGAAAAUGCUGUUAUUGGUUGGAGGAUUGCCUCCCGGGCCAGACCGGCUCCCCAGCAAUUUGGUUCAGUACUAUGAUGAUGAAAAGAAGACAUGGAAAAUACUCACAAUUAUGCCAUAUAACAGUGCCCACCACUGCGUUGUGGAGGUAGAGAAUUUCUUGUUCGUGUUGGGUGGAGAGGACCAAUGGAACCCUAAUGGAAAACACAGUACAAAUUUUGUCAGCCGAUAUGAUCCCCGUUUUAACAGUUGGAUACAACUCCCACCCAUGCAAGAAAGAAGAGCCAGUUUCUAUGCAUGUCGGCUGGACAAACAUUUAUACGUUAUUGGUGGAAGGAAUGAAACCGGCUAUUUGUCUAGUGUGGAAUGCUACAACCUAGAAACCAACGAAUGGCGUUAUGUGUCAUCGUUGCCACAACCUCUGGCAGCUCAUGCAGGCGCAGUGCACAAUGGGAAGAUAUACAUUUCAGGGGGUGUACACAAUGGAGAAUAUGUCCCUUGGCUAUACUGCUAUGACCCUGUCAUGGAUGUCUGGGCUAGGAAACAAGACAUGAACACAAAACGUGCAAUCCAUACUUUGGCUGUAAUGAGUGAUCGCUUGUAUGCAAUUGGAGGAAAUCAUUUGAAAGGCUUCUCCCACCUUGAUGUAAUGCUUGUGGAGUGCUAUGACCCCAAAGGUGAUCAGUGGAACAUUCUUCAAACUCCCAUUUUGGAAGGUCGAAGUGGCCCUGGGUGUGCUGUGCUUGAUGACAGCAUUUACCUUGUGGGAGGCUACAGCUGGAGUAUGGGAGCCUACAAAUCAUCUACAAUAUGCUACUGUCCAGAAAAAGGCACCUGGACAGAACUUGAAGGAGAUGUCGCAGAGCCACUGGCAGGUCCAGCCUGUGCAACGGUCAUUCUCCCCGCUUGUGUACCGUAUAACAAAUAACACCAGGAGACUGCAGAAUGAACAGUCUCACAUUCUAGGAAAUAGUGGCAGGUGAUGUCACCAUUACAAUCGGAGUAACACAUUCUAAUGGUACAACUGCUGAAACCCACCUGUGGUUUCUGAUGAUUUAUAAGUAACUUCAAAAGAAAAAAACUAAAAAACUAAAUAAAAAAAAAAAACCUGUUCUUAAACAGAAACUGUGUCUGUAACUCAGAUUACACCAAACUUCCCGUGGUGACAGACUCUUCCAUGUCAGACUGGUUUUAACGUGUCCCAGCUUUCCAAAAACUCCUUACAUGGAUCUUAACCUUCAAAAGGAGGAAAACAAAAUACAGAAGCGUGCCCCCCCCCCCCAGAGAGACCUAAGAUCAGUAUUGUGCAUUGUAGUCUACCUGCAUGUGAUCUAUGUUAAGUUUUGGGGAUAUUGUGUUCAUGAAUGAUUGAAAAAUUUGACCCACCAAAAUACUCACAUUGCAUUAAGAAAUUACUACUUGAUUCUAUACUCCUAAUCAGUGGCAACUUCACAAGACUCUGUAGACAACACAGUUAUAGCAAAUCAUAUAAAAUUAAAGAGGAACACUUUUCUUUCUAUCAAAUUUCAUAGCAUAUAUCUGCUGCCCUUAACACCUCAUGGAAUCAGAGAAGGGAAGAUAGUAGCUUUUGUCAGGAUUGCUUUCUUCCCUGUAGAUCUUAGGCUAACCAGAAUCAUAAUCACACUAUCCUUCAUUUUAUUGGAAAAAAGAAAGUAAAAUACACUAUGUGUCACUAUUUGGUUCAUACAAGCUCAUUCUCUCUCUCUCUCUCUCUCUCUCUCCUCUCUCCUCUCUCUCUGUAAACACAUCUGUCAUUUGCUUUAAAAGGCAGAACUGGUAGAGCCAGAAUACAAUAUUAGAGAAAUAUUAGAGGUGAGGGAGAUAGUAUAAUGGUUAUGCAAAGAGACUUUCAUGCCUGAGGUUCCAAAGUCCCAGGUUUAAUGCCCAGAACAACUAUAAGCCAGAGUUGAGCAGUGCUCUGCUAAGAAGGAAGGAAGGAAGCAAGGGAGAGAGGGAAGGAGGAAGGAAGGAAGGAAGGAAGGAAGGAAGGAAGGAAGGAAGGAAGGAAGGAAGGAAGGAAGGAAGGAUAAUACAUCGGACCCAAAUUUAACCCAUAUUAACUCAUAAUGAAAACUUGGGGAUUGUUUUUAAGAAUUCAGAGGAAAAUGCUGUUAAACAUAUAUAUUUCAUUUAAGUAUAGCCCUCAUUGUCUCUUUCCCUAGCACACAACUCUUAAAAGCAAUUGGAACAAGUCACAGCAUCUAACAAAAUAUAUUUGCUUCUUUUCACCUCUGGCUCUAGAAGUCACUUAGAUGUCUCUGGAAUCAUACAUGGCUUACCUGCAUUGUUCCCCAAAUCAUCGUAUUUGUUUGUUAUCACCAGAGAUACCUGAACUCAGUUCAGUGAGUAAUUGCUAAUUGUCUUUAGAAGCAUAAGGAACUUAACAGCAGAGGUCAGGAAAGCAUGAGUCAGUCUCAGUGUGCCAAUUGCCAAUCAUAGAGCAAAACUGACAGGAACGCGGAUUUGAUUUUUAAACUCUCCAGAGACGAAACAACAGUUAGGAGUAAGUAAAGGCCUAACAUAGAGCCCAGAGAUAAUGUUGAAUCCCUAAAAAAAAAAUGUAAAAAUGUUUCCUUCACAACAGCAUGGGAAAACCACAGAUUAAAAAUGCCUUGGUAAUGAGCUUUCACUGUGGAAUGUGUCACGAUGAAUGGGUGUGCUGGAAUCCAAUGCCGUUUCUACAGUCAAGUGCAAUCUUCAUUGUCUUUUUGUAUUUAUUUGUAUGUUCAGAUCCAAAGGAUCCGUUGUAAAAAUAUAGAUAUAGAUAUAUAUAUAUAGAUUCACAUACACCCAGUGCAAUCAACUUUCAUUUCCUUUUCCUUGGAGACAUAUGAAUAUAUAGAAAAGAAAGUCAUUGUACUUUGUGGGAAAUUUCCUGCUGACACCAUGAAGAGCACAAGGUCAGCUUCAGAAUCUUAAAAAAAAAAAAAAAAUCAUCUACUGUUACCGUUUCUCCUGACAGUCACAGUUUAUACAAGAAUAUUUGCUUUCUUUUAGACUUGUUCUUCAUUUAUUUUUUAUUUCUAGUCAAAAUAAAUAAAAGCAUUUACAAUAACUAUAAGUAAAGCUUUCUGUAUUUCAGAAAGACACAAACUAUUAGAAAGUGAAAAGUGAAUAAAUAAGUCACAGAAAAUGUAAAUUUUGUACAGUAUUAGAAUGUGUAAAUGAAGCUUGCUUGAAGGGGAAAACUUUAAAUAAAACUUUAUGUACUAA